CGGUGGUGUCGCCCUUUUCCGGAGAGACGGGAUGGAAGACCAGGACCCCGCUCCGUGAGACUGACCCGGACCACUAAAGUGGGACGCGGUUCUCGAAACAAACUGUCAAGAAAAUGCAAGAACCUCCAAAGAACAUUGAAGAAUUCUUAAAGCUUCAGAACUUGGAUCAUUGGCCAAAGGAAAUCCAUUUUGGGGAUAAUGAUAAAUUGUUAUGUACUCUGAAGAAAAUAAAAGAAGAUAGUUCAUUUACUUCAAUUUAUACACAUCUGUGGGGAAAUGUCCCACGAGUACAUGAUGCAGCCAUGGCCAUGGAGUCAAGAUUAGCAGAGUGUUCAAUUCUUCUGAAAAACCAUGUCUCUGAAAUAUUUGAGUGGAACAGAAUAAUUUCCAGGACAAGUUCUCAUGGAAAAUUGGAACAAUAUAAGGCAUUUCUAAGGAAUUACUGUAAGGGAAAGAAGAUAAUGCUUUCAGAUGACAUGGAGACAAAGAAGGAUAUAGAGGGUUGCAACUUCCCAGGAUUCAGAACAAAUGAGCUUACUCAACUACCCAGACAUUUGAAUGCUGAACGAAUUUAUCUUUUUAUUUUAAAAGCCCAUAACUUUGAGGGAAAAAUUUUUAAAAUCUGGAAGACUCAUUUUCUCUCAGAAGCCUCUGUUGCUCUUUUGCAUGAUUCCUUUUGGUGGUGGUUUCUCCAUAAAUUUAAGCCUGACAGAGAAAGUCAAGAUUCCUUGUUUGAUAGAAUUUCAGAAAGUUAUGUGUCACUUUUCAUGAGCAUACCUCUAAGUCGAAAGGAUGCAUUCUUUCAGGUGUAUCCUGAUUGUUUGGCACAAGCUAUCUAUGCAACAUUCCAGGAAGCAUUUCCAGAAUCCAGUGAUUUCUUUAAUGAUGAAUUUAAAGAAGAUCUAGGGAAUAACAUUUUUCUCUGGUUGUCAGGUUUAAAACCUAAAAAAGACUUUUGGACCCACUGGAAGCUGAACGAACUCUCCACAACAACCAUUCAUGGUAGCAAGAAAACACCUUCAGAAUCUAUAAAGGACAGGAUUGCAAGAAGUCAAGAAUGCAUAUCAACUUAUAUAGACUUCAAUAUGACAAAAAUUUUAAAGAACCCAGAAGGAUAUACAAUGCCCGCAUCCAAGGAAGAAUCAAGAUUAUCAGGACUACCAACAAAGUCCCAUUAUAGCAGUAGUGGCCCAGAGUUUAACCGUGUUCUCUUCAAUUUUGGAGGUCAGAGUCCACUGAUUUUAUAUUAUCUUAAGAUGCAUGAGCUAGCUGGUAUUUCCAAAGCCCCUAGACAAGUCAAGAUUAAACUCACUGAAAUAGUGAAAGAACCAUCACCUGCUCCAACUUACUGUGAUAUUCUAAAGGAGGCAAAAAGACAAUUUGCAAACAACCAAAAGGAUUUUAGAAUGCUCCAAGCAAAGGCUACCAAGAAACCUUACGAAGUUAAGAAUGAUUUUGAGAAUUUCCUACAAAAACUGCGUUCUGAAGCCCGAACUGAGAGAAAAUUUCUGGCAUCACUAUCAUCAUCAUCAUCAACAACAGAAGACUUCAACCUUGAGGAAGAAGAAUGCCAAGAGAAACCAGAAAUAAACUGUACUUAAGAAUGUAUGUUUAAUUCAAGUACAAUCCAUGAGAGUGUCAGAUUAGCCCAUAAGAUCAUGAGGAAAAGAGCACACACAUGUGGAUUUGCACUUCAUUCUUCCCCAUUCCGACCUGCUCAGGAGAAUGACUGCCAGAAGCUGAGCAGCAUGGCCAGCCAUGGAAUGAAUAAAACGGUGGGAAGACUGCUGAGGAAGACAGCAAAUUAACUUUGAUUAUCUACCAUGACUCUAACUUCAGUUACAGAAACAUGUCCUACUGCAACGGCUGUGUCUAUAGUGCUUAUGUAUUCCCUUGAAUAACAACUGAGACCUUACCAUUCAUUUUCAACCGUGCUGAACAGUGGCUGAGCUGGUGCAGUGGGUCUGGGAAAAAUUUGGAAAAUAAAUGGAAGCUAAGCUACCUGGCCUGCUGGAAAGAGCCUGGGCUGAGAAUCCAGAGGUCUGUCAUUUGUUCUCAUCUGUGUGACAACUCGCUGUACCCAAGUCGCUACUUCUACAGGGCUCCAAAAUGAGGCUGAAAAUUAUUUCUCAGGAUCCUUCCUGCGCUAACAUUUUAUGAUUCUAUGAAGAACUUCCUCCAAGAAUCCCCCUCAUAUUGUUGUAUUUUGGAAACAGGAUGAUAACUGUGACCACUGCCUUCUGUUUGCAUCCCCAGUUCUACUCUCUGCCCUUCGCUACCCCGCUGUCUGCCCCAGAAGGCUGACCUGGAUGGAUUACACCAGUGGGUUCCCUUGCCUCUAGAUUGGAGAAAGGGAGAAGAUCAGCAAGAGAUGGGAGGGAAUUAUAUCCUUCCUGCUCACUGGGUGGUGAUAUGGGCGAGCAGACGCAAACACAGUUCAUUAUAUCAAUAGCAUGAUCCCUGUUUAACUCAAACACAUGAGACCUGCGACAAAUUUUUAUACUUGACUUAAAUCCCUCAAACCUCCCCCUUAUAGGACUUGUACUAGCCACAGCCAGAAAAUCAGCCUAAUUUGGACUUCAUCCCUGACUCCCCUCAGCAAAAGAGGGCCCC
Balaenoptera ricei (Rice's whale) is the source of this 2613-nucleotide messenger RNA. It is a transcript of the gene FAM227B, whose product is annotated as family with sequence similarity 227 member B. The record is from RefSeq and is a predicted model, not a curated record. The transcript has 17 exons. Bases 114 to 1601 code for a protein of 495 amino acids. Lineage: Eukaryota; Metazoa; Chordata; Mammalia; Artiodactyla; Balaenopteridae.